UGUCAAUAUUUGUCUGUCAUAUAUUUUCUUUUGUGUUAUUGGCAUGAUUUUGUCGUAUUUUAUCUUGUUUUAUGUAAGAAAAAAAACACAACCCAGUUGAUUAAGUUUUGUAAUAAUGUCGUAGACGGGUAGACAGUUAUAUUCAGUGUAUAUUAUUAUAAAUUAAUGGAGUUGAAGGUCUGGGUGGAAGGAAUACAAAGGAUUGUUUGUGGGGUCACAGAGACCACUACUUGUCAGGAUGUAGUUUUUGCUUUGGCCCAUGCUACGGGCAAAGUGGGCAGAUUCACUUUGAUAGAAAGGUGGCGAAAUAACGAACGUCUCCUGGCUCCUCAAGAAUAUCCACUUAAGAUUCUGUCAAAAUGGGGUGAAUACUCAAACGACAUACAAUUUAUAUUAAGAAGAUCUGAUUCUGGUAAUAGCCAGAAGUCUCUACAGAACACCAGCAACACUAGGUCUCCUAUAGGAAAUGGCAGCCAUAACACAUCAAAUCCAAAUAUGUUGGAAAGUCAAAACUCACCAAAUAGAUUAAAUGCAACACCAACUUAUAGCAAUAAUAACAUAAAUAAUACAUCCCCGAGUAAUCCUGUUGGAGUGGUGAAGGGUGUGCAACAAACCAAGAUGCUAGAAUCUGAUAGUCCUGUAUUGAAGGAUGUCCCACCUUAUAGAGAACCACCACCUCCUUACCGUUCACCACCACCGCCAUCACAAGCUUUACGGAAAUCUCCAAAUCGUAUGCGCGGCAAUCGGUCAGCACAUAUGUCACCCGUCAACUUACCCGAGGAGAGUGCUGAGAGAAGCCCAGAAGCAGUCAGUUACAACAGCCAGUACAGAGAGCUUGUGUCACUGGUUAACUAUCAAAGAGAGAAAUUGUCAAGCCAACAAGUUGAUCUUAUUAAGUAUGAUGCUGAAAUUGGUUACUGGGAAAACAAAGGUCGCGAGCAGGAUCGGCAGGUGGAAUUGUUGCAACAGCAAAUUAAUUCUGCCGACAACCAACUGCGCAUUAGCACUGAACAGGUCCAGGCUUUAAAUUAUAUAGAAGAGGAAAGCGAAAUAGUCAAACAGAAUGAGAAGACACUGAAAUCUGAAAUAGUACUGGUACGGUCGAAGUUAGCUAACUGUGAGACUGAGCUAUUGCAAUGUAAGAACAAAAUACGGAAGCUCAUGGAGGAAAUUCACAACGAACAGCGUAUAUUAAAUAGUCGUCAGCAGGAAAAUCGACAAGCAUUGGAGAGAUCAAUGCUCGCCGAAAUGGAAAACCUGCAGAGUCAGAUACAGCAAGCCAAACAUGCCACUGAAAUAAAUCAUCUCACAGCUGAAAAUUUAAAGCGCGAGGUCGGUGUAUUAGAAGAUGCAAUUAUGGAGAAGAAGCGUCAGGUAGAACGGUUAGUUCAGGAGAUGAAGGAAGCGAAUCUUCAAAGCCUGACGGGCAGCGUGGAUGAACUCCGUCACCCUUUAGACGGUUUGUGCAAAGCAGGUAGUGCACGUAGAAUUAUAGGAUCCCCACGCCAGUUGGAAAACGCAGCUCCUACAAAUAAGAAUCCACAUGGAGUUUGGGUAUAACAAGGACCUAGAAAACAAUAAAUCAAACUGAAAAUUACUUACUUAUGAAAUAUAUAUAAUCAUAUACGUAAAACUUACGAUGUUGAAACCGAUCUUGUGUUAGUAUAAUUUAUUCAUAUUUGUGUUCAAAUUAGUGUCAUAUUGGAAUUUAUAUGUCUCAAGUUAAGUAAUUAUAAUAUUAACUUUUAUAGUUGUUUUUACAAAUAUCAAUUGAUAUUUUAGCCUGAUGAAAGUAUUAUCUUGUCUUGCCGUUUAUUUUUUAGGAUUAUACUUUGAAUAUCCCACUUUGAUUUGUGUGUGAACAUGUUAAGAAUGAGUAGAUAAUUAGUUUAAUCGAAGAUAAUAACGUGUGUGAACUAGUAAAUUAUGUUUUUUGGUACUUGUAACUUUUGUUUAGUGUCAUUGAUUGCAUUUUAGUUUUUAUUGGUGUUUAGUAAAUGUUGUAUAUUAAUAAUUCGAACCUGAAUUGACGUGGUGAUACUUACUCACCGAUAUUUAGAUAUAAUAGAAAAUUUAGAUACUAAUUUAUAUUAUCAGUUUACCAUUUGAAGCUCUUUAUAUGAUCAUUGUAUUUAAGAAAGAUAUUUUACAUAAUUUUAUGUGUAUUGCUGUUCUAAAUACUUGAAUGACGAUCUACUUUAAUACAUGUUAUGAAUAAUUUGCAAUAUAUAAAUAAUUAUAUUGUUAAUAAUAAUCUAGUCGAAAAUAAAAGCCAUUGCAAUAUUAUAGAAACCAACAUAAUUUUCAUGUACUUCAUUAGAAAAUUCGUGGCAUUUAUGGUACAGUACCUAGGUAUAUUAGAAUUAUGAGGAUUAGAAAACCGUAUUAGAGAUAAGCAUAUUUUAUAGUUCUUGCUGAACAUUGCGGAAGUAUAUUUAUUAAAUUUUGAAUAUUAUUAUUACUAUGCAUGGUUACUAAUAGUAUUUAG
This is a messenger RNA of Achroia grisella, 2488 nucleotides long. RefSeq names its product ras association domain-containing protein 8 (gene RASSF8). NCBI's taxonomy places the organism in Eukaryota, Metazoa, Arthropoda, Insecta, Lepidoptera, Pyralidae. Gene Ontology annotation, biological process: signal transduction. The transcript is spliced from 10 exons. The coding region runs from base 166 to 1560 and encodes 464 amino acids. The record is from RefSeq and is a predicted model, not a curated record.